ACAGUUGACACUGUUGACAGUUGACUUAAGCUAAUUUUUUUAGAAGAACAAGAUUUUUAUUUUCAAAUUUCUUCUAUGAUGACUAUUGGGUGUUUAUGAAAUUAAAACAUGUUUUUGUCAAAGUUGUACUCAAUUAAUAACUUCAAAUAUAUGAACGAUCUAUAUUACGUUAUCAGACGAACAGCAGUAUAUCAUUCGUCACAGAAAAAUGUUUCAAGGAAGCAUAUUUCAUCUGAUCUUCUAGAAAAUGCUUUUGAUUCAAUAUCUGUAAAUAAACCAACUGAUUGGAAUGAUAUUCAUGAUUUUGUACUAAACCAUGAAGAAAAUAAAGAAAACAUCUGUAACAAAAUAAAUAUCGAUGGCCUAAUUAUGAAAUGGUGUGUACAAAAUAAUAAAACCUCUUAUGCAGAGAGUUACAUAACAUAUUUGCGACAGAGUGACAAGGAAAUAAAUUUAGCAACAUUUGGACUUUACUUAAGAUCAAUAUGUCAAAGUAAUCUAGUUAAGUUAGAGCCAGAGAAGGAGACGGAGAUUAUUCAAAUGUGCACGGAUUUGAAAAAUGGUCAUCCUGUAUUGGAUUCUAUCACAUUAGAAGAUAUAAUAUGUGCACUUUCCUUAACACAUAAAUGGGAAGAUUGUAUACCUUUGUUAGAAGAGGUAAAAUUGACCAAAACAAUAUCAACAAGAGCAUAUAGUUUUGUUAUAUCUGCUGCUUUCCUAAAUAACAAUGAAAAGUUAGCAUGGGCUUUAGCUAAUGAAUUAUUGGAGUUAGACAGAGAACCAUUAAGCAUGGUGUAUUUAUCAUACCUAAAAUCUAUCAAAAAAUUAGAAAAGGGAGGAAAUAUUGUUGAAAAGUUAGAGAUACUGUUUGAUUUUUUCAAAAGAAAUGGACUUAUCUGCCGGGAAGAUGUUGCUAAAGAGUUACUUCUCUAUAGAAAUACUUCUAAUGUCCUUGUAAAAUUUUCAGGUUUUUGUAAUGUGUGCAAGACAAAGCUUACAAAGAUGGAACUUACAGAUGAUGAAUUUUCCGAAUUAAAAGAAGUAUUUUUAAAAAAUGUCAUUAUUGGACAGGAUAUUUUUAUUAAAUCAGAUCCCCUUGAAAUGGGUCAAUUCAAGGAAUUUGUGACUAAUUUAGGCAAAUUUGAUGUUAUACUAGAUGGACUAAAUAUUGCUUAUUCUGUAGGAACUAACAAAGGAACACAAGUCUUUUCAAAACUGGUAGCAUCUGUAAUUUCAUAUUUUGUUCAGCAGAAAAAAUCUGUUUUAAUGUUAGGAAGAACACACAUGAACAAAUGGCCAAAAAGUAAUUGGAAUUACAUAAAAAACAAUUGUACUAUAUUUCUUGCCAAGGACAUUUCACAGGAUGAUCCUUAUCUUCUGUAUUGUGCAUUACAUUCAGGACCGAAGACUAUAAUCGUAACAAGAGAUCAAAUGAGAGGUCAUAGACAUCUUUUAAAAGAUAGGAAAUAUAAAAUGUUAUUUACCAAGUGGCUGGGACAGAGACAGUAUGAAUUAUUAACGUUUAAUAAAAAUGAUAAACCGAUAUUUAGGAUACCUCCGCAUUUUAGCACCAUAGCCCAAAAUAGUGAAAAUAUCUGGCAUAUUCCAUAUAAAUCUCAAGAUAAAAAUAAUAGCAUUAAUGAUAAUUAUCAUAAGAACUGGGUAUGUUUAAAAUUAGAGAAAUAAAUUGUUUUAGUAUUUUUAGA
Sitophilus oryzae (rice weevil) is the source of this 1706-nucleotide messenger RNA. RefSeq names its product mitochondrial ribonuclease P catalytic subunit (gene mldr). Lineage: Eukaryota; Metazoa; Arthropoda; Insecta; Coleoptera; Curculionidae. Gene Ontology annotation, biological process: tRNA 5'-leader removal; mitochondrial tRNA 5'-end processing. The transcript has 7 exons. The record is from RefSeq and is a predicted model, not a curated record. Bases 109 to 1686 code for a protein of 525 amino acids. Gene Ontology annotation, cellular component: mitochondrial ribonuclease P complex; mitochondrion. Gene Ontology annotation, molecular function: ribonuclease P activity; protein binding.